AUGUGCAUAACUUUUGUGUACGUUGAGCACAAUCCAGACGCCAAAUAUAAACUGAUCCUGCUAAACAAUCGUGAUGAGUUGCUCAAUCGGCCAACUAGUACCGCCAGAUGGGAAAAUGGCAUCCUUGCCGGACGAGACGAGAGAGAGAGUAUACGCGGAACAUGGUUGUGUAUGAAUGCUAUUGGUAGCAUUAGUAAUUUACUAGCAAUCACCGUACCUAUACAUCAAAUGAAAUCAAGUUCUAUCACUGUCACCAGAGGUGCAUUGCCAGUAGAUUUUGUGAAAUCAAACAAGAAACCGGAAGAAUUUUGCAAAUUGUUGAUCAAUACCGUGAAUAGAUACAAUGCAUUCCAAAUACUUUGUUUCCAAAGAAAUGAAUACGAUCAAUAUGAAGUUGCAGGCCUAACGUACCAGCCAGAUGACAAAAUUGAAGUUACCAGAUACCCUCCAGGUAUUCAUGGUUUUAGCAACAGUCCGUCAUGUGAACCGUUUAAAAAAGUACAACGAGGUAUGGAAAAAGUGAGCGAUAUUAUUGAAGAAAUAAACAGCGAAGAUCUUUCAGAAACAGAAAUUAUCGAACGCCUUCUACAGUUAGCCACUGAUAAAUAUCAGUGUUAUCCUGAUGAUCAAUUAAAGCGUCGUUGUGGCCGAUCUAAUGAGCUUUGUAAAUAUCGUGCCGCUAUUUUCGUGAGGUAUCCCGAUGGGAUUCCUUAUGGCACUAGGUCACAUACGAUUAUUAUUGUGGAUCGUAACAAUCGGGCCACAUAUUAUGAGAAAUCGAUGGAGACAGGAGCGGGAAAAGCGAGCGAAGCGACUUGGAGUGAGAGGAUAUUUCAUUUUGAACUCAUCUGA
This is a messenger RNA of Brugia malayi, 852 nucleotides long. RefSeq lists its product as uncharacterized. Gene Ontology annotation, cellular component: Golgi apparatus. Bases 1 to 852 code for a protein of 283 amino acids. NCBI's taxonomy places the organism in Eukaryota, Metazoa, Nematoda, Chromadorea, Rhabditida, Onchocercidae. Gene Ontology annotation, biological process: protein secretion; Golgi organization. The transcript has 7 exons. The record is from RefSeq and is a predicted model, not a curated record.